Molecule: messenger RNA, 210 nt
Organism: Knipowitschia caucasica
Lineage: Eukaryota; Metazoa; Chordata; Actinopteri; Gobiiformes; Gobiidae
Source: the annotation of a GenBank genome assembly
AUGGAGGAGCAGAGUGAUGCGCCCUCAGAGCUGAGGCCCUUCUGUGCGCUGUGGCCUCUGACCAGGCUGAGGGCCCACAGUGACACCUCUGGGUGCCACUACAGGGUGCUGCUGCGGCUGCGGAGCGCGCGCUCAGCGAACAGAGCAUACACCAGGGGGCGCUGUGUGCAGCACAGUUUUUGUUUGGGUAGCCACCGUAGCCACUCGUGA